GUAAGUUAUGUAGUGCAUAAACAUUAUUAUUACUUGACCAUACUUUUUGCAUUAGUGAGAAUGAAUAAACACUAAUAUGGUAAAUAUUUAUUGGCAACUAUACGCGUGAAUUUUAUUAAGACCUCAUCUUUUUUAUGAUUUUCAAAACCCUUCAAAAUUUAAUGAACAUAAAAACAGCGCAGUGUUUAGGUUUGGUGGUAACAUGCUCUUAAGAUAUUUCGUAUAAUCACCUCAUGGCUUUAAAUAAAUAUAUGCACCAACGAAAUAUUUACAAACAGAAAAAGCCGAAUUUCAAAGAAUUGGCUGCAAAGUUCGAUUUCUUCGAUGCAGUGGCGAUAAAAGAUGAAUGUGGCCGGGUUGUUCUUGACUUUAGAAUACCAUCUCACUUGUCUGCUUUGUCCAAAGCGUUGUUGAUGAAUGACUUUGGUUUAAACGUAGACUUUCCAGGCGAUCGUUUGAUACCAACAGUUCCGCUGCGUUUGAACUAUAUCUUAUGGUUAGAGGACCUACUGAAGAGUUCGAAGAAAAAUUCAUGGCAAUUUUUCGGCACAGAAAGUGAUACCAGAAACUUUCGUUUGGCCAAAGAAAAUGUUGAGAAAAACGAUCUGAACAAAAGUAUCAAAUUAUUUCAUAUAACUGAGAAUACCUCAUCGUUGGAUGUUGUUUUUGGUGAUAAACAAAAUACGACUUAUUUGGAUGCUGUAAUGGCGAAUCCUCCAUUUUUCUGUGACACAUCAGAUGCUGUUGGAUCUACUACCUGUCGAUCUCUUAAAAGGCCACCACCUAAAACUAUAUCAUCUGCUGCUAGGCAUGAAAGUCAAACAGUCGGUGGUGAAGUGUACUUUUGUAUGCGUUUAAUCCGUGAUAGUAUUCGUUAUUCAACUCGAGUGGGUGUGUUCACAGUUAUGCUGGGUAAAAAAUCAAGUGUUUCUUCAGUUCGUCGAAUAUUACACAAAUUUAAGAUAACUCAAAUAUCUGUAUAUGAAAUGUGCCAAGGUCGUAUAAUGCGAUGGGGUGUUGCGUGGACAUUUCUUCCUAAUUUUCAAUUUCCUGAAUCUGAUUUCCGUCGACUUCGUAAAUUAGAACGUCCUCCAUUAACACUGCAACUGCCGGAUUCAGUAUCUUGUCUUCCUGAAAAUACAGUUGAUGCUCUUUUGGACUGGUUGAGAUAUGAAUUUAAACAAUUAGGUAUGAAAGUAUUAGAUCAAAAAAAUCGUGCUGAACUAGGUGGUCUGCAUUUAAAUAUUACAGCAACAGUAAAUACGUGGACCCAUACUAGGCGUAAACGACGAGAAGUUCAACGUCUUCUAAUGUCUCAACAAUCGGAUACGAUAAACAAUGGAAAUCCAACUAAUAAUGAUUCUGUAUCCAAUGAAAUAGAUCCCAUGGAAUGCGGUUUUAACACAAAUACGGUCAGUUUUAAAAAUCCUUCAAAGCGUGUACAUGAUAGUAACCCAGAUGAAAUGAAUAAUUCAUCGGAAUCAAUCACACAAGCAACAGCAGAGACAAAACUGAAUAGUUCUGUGGUGGAAUUGGUAAAUCCACCAAAACGAACGCGAGCAACACUUCAUGAUGAAAUCUGUGAAGAAGGUGAAGACGCUUGGUUUGAUGGAGAUGAAUGUGAGAAUGCUUCAGCUAACAAAAUUAAUACAUGUUCAAAUAAUGAAUCACCAUCUGCUAUCGACACUUGCUCACAUGUGAUUCAAGCCAAUGUAUUUGUUGAGUAUUUAAACACAGAUUCAUUUAUUAAAGACGUACAUGCAAAAUCAUCUUUAUUUCCACAUGGAAUCAACAACAGUGACGAAGUAAUGCAUAAUGAUAGCAUUGAAUGUGGUCAGACAAUUAUGAAAGUUAAAAGUGAUAUAGACGCUAGUGAUGAUGACGAUGUGAUUCUUGCUGAAGAGGAACAUGGACCAUUGGUGAUAAAGAUCGCUUGGAUAAGUGGGACAUGUCGAGAGGCAGCUAAUCAAAUUUUAUUUUACUUAAAAAAUCGUUUGAAGUGAUGUUCUACUCUAUAUUCCAUUUUUUUCACCAUAUCUGGCUGGAAGAAAAUAAAGUAUUUUUGUAAAUAAGCAGUUGCAUUUAUUUUGUAUACAUGUUUCUAGCAAAGUAGUGUUAUCAUAUGCUAUUGUCAUUAUUUUUGUACAUUAAAUACACCAAGCUUCAUAAAAUAA
Messenger RNA from Schistosoma haematobium, 2174 nucleotides. RefSeq names its product Methyltransferase-like protein 16 (gene METTL16). Gene Ontology annotation, cellular component: nucleus. The coding region runs from base 234 to 2003 and encodes 589 amino acids. Lineage: Eukaryota; Metazoa; Platyhelminthes; Trematoda; Strigeidida; Schistosomatidae. The record is from RefSeq and is a predicted model, not a curated record. The transcript is spliced from 7 exons. Gene Ontology annotation, biological process: rRNA base methylation. Gene Ontology annotation, molecular function: 23S rRNA (adenine(1618)-N(6))-methyltransferase activity.